AGGAAGGGGGAGGAAGAGGAGGAGGAGAGGAGGAGGAGGAGAGGAGGAGGAGGGGAGGCGCUCCGCUCGCCGUCAGUGGGCAGCGGAGACGCGGCAUGCCCCUGGCAGGGGAGAGCGGGCUGUCCUCCGCUGGGCCAUGGGGACCCAAGCGCUGACAAUGCCGGGGUGACAGGAGCAGCGCCAGCCACCCCGCCACCUCCACCAUCACCUCCCGCACUCAGCCUCCCCACCGGCCGGUACAGAACCAGCCUCCGCGUCUCUCUCUCUCUCUCUCUCUCUCUCUCUCUCUCUCUCUCUGUCUAUCUCUCUCUCGCUUGCGCUCUCUCGCUCUCUCUCCAUUAUUGUCUCCCACUCUCCAGGGGAUGGGGUCGGCUGGCUGAGGAUUAGGUCGGAAGCAAGAUUUCUCUCCAAAGUAUGGUAAUAUUUAUGUAGGCAGAGAGAGAGAGAGAUAGAGAGAGAUUGAGAAAGAGAGAUAUUGAGAGAGAGAUAUUGAGAGAGAGAGAGAGAUAUCUUGAAAGAGAGAGAGAGAGAAAGGGAGAGGGAGAGAGAGAGAGAGAGAGAGAGAGAGAGAGAGAGAAAGAGGGGGGGGACGGGAGGAGGGGAUACGGAAAUUAAGCCCUUUAAGUCAAUGCAUAUUGUGGAGACGCGGGCACCGGAGCCCACACGGCGGAGUCGGCCAGGGCUGUGCGUUCCCAAAAUAUGACCAGGGGUGCCUGGAUGUGUCGGCAGUAUGACGACGGCUUAAAAAUCUGGUUGGCAGCACCCCGGGAGAACGAGAAACCGUUCAUCGAUUCAGAGAGGGCUCAGAAAUGGCGACUGUCUCUGGCUUCACUCCUGUUUUUCACGGUCCUGCUCUCUGAUCACUUGUGGUUCUGCGCCGAGGCCAAGCUGACCCGGACCCGGGACAAAGAGCAUCACCACCAGCAGCAGCAACAGCAGCAGCAGCAGCAGCAGGAGCAGCAGCAGCAGCAGCAGCAGCAGCAGCAGCAGCAGCAGCAGCGGCAGCAGCAGCAGCAGCGGCAGCGGCAGCAGCAGCGGCAGCGGCAGCACGAGCCCUCCUGGCCCGCGCUCCUGGCCGGCAUGGAGCCCUCGCCCGCCACCCAGGCACACAGACUCCUCUCCGCCUCCCCGUCCCCCACCCUGCCCCCCUCGCCGGCAGGCGGCGGCGGCGGCCCGGGCGAGCGAGGCCAGAGCCGCCGGAGCGGGGCUCCUCUAGGAAACUCCGCCAGGCCGGCGUGGCGCCUGGAGACCUGCUACCCCCCGGGCGCCUCCUCGGGCCAGUGCUUCACCGUGGAGAGCGCGGACGCCCUGUGCGCCAGGAACUGGAGCCGCGAGGCGGCCGCGGGGGAGGAGCAGGCGGCCGGCGGCUCGCGGCCAACUCCGCUCUGGAACUUGUCGGAUUUUUACCUUUCGUUUUGUAAUUCCUACACACUUUGGGAGUUGUUUUCGGGGCUGUCCAGCCCCAGCGCUUUGAACUGCAGCCUGGACGUGGUGCUCGCGGAGGGCGGCGAGAGGACCACGUGCAAGCAGUGCAUCGAGGCUUACCAGGACUACGACCACCACGCCCAGGAGAAGUACGAAGAGUUUGAAAGCGUGCUGCACAAGUACUUGCAGUCGGAGGAGUACUCCGUGAAGUCCUGUCCGGAGGACUGCAAGAUUGUCUACAAAGCCUGGCUCUGCUCCCAGUACUUUGAAGUCGCGCAGUUCAACUGCAGAAAGACAAUCCCUUGCAAGCAAUAUUGUUUGGAGGUGCAGACGAGGUGCCCCUUCAUAUUGCCCGACAAUGACGAAGUCAUCUAUGGAGGGCUCUCCAGCUUCAUCUGCACAGGGCUGUACGAAACCUUCCUGACCAAUGAUGAACCCGAAUGCUGUGACGUCAGGGGCGAGGCGCACACCGCACCCCAGCCCCGAGGGACCGUGGACGGCAUUGCCUCCUGCUCCAGGCCGUCUCUCCCCGUGUCCUCGGCCACGAGACUGUGCCCCGGCCGGCUGAGACUGUGUGUGCUCGUCCUCAUCCUCCUCCACACAGUGCUCACGGCCUCCGCGGCGCACAAUUCCUCGGGGCUGGGCCUGGGCGGCCUCGGCUCCCUCGAGGACCCCUCCACCCGGGAGGACUGAGCGCAGCCAGAGCGCGCGCGCGCAGCGCGGGGCCGGGCAGCUGCGCGCCUGCGUGCAGGGCGGUGUCCCCCACGCGGGGGCCCGGGAACUGAACGCACCCGGGUGCUUUGCCCUCAGACGUCCCGCGGGGGCCGGUGGGUAACGAUGGGCACGAUUCCCGACGCGGACACAGCCGCAGCCUUUCACGGAGGAAGAGGCUGCCAGCGACUCAGUUUCUCAUGCCAUUUUAUACACUGUGUUUUAACGUUCGGAGGGUUCCUUUGCUUUCGGUUCGGUCUGGGUUCAUUUUUUCCGUUUCCUUUAUUUGAGUGUGUUUUUCUGCACUUGUUGGUGCAGGAUUUCUUUGAGGGUGAACUAAGUCUCUCAGUGUCUAUCUAUCUAUCUAUCUAUUUCUAGUCAUCGUGUGUCCAUCAGAUACUUCUGUCUCCGUCCUGUCAGUUUCUGAUAGAUGAAUGACCGCUAUAACCUCACGGUGUAGCAAAAACGACAAAAAAUUAAAAAAACAACAAAAAAAAGACAAAAAAAGAAAACAACAAAAAAAAUUAAAAAAAUAAAAAUCCCUAAGCCUCCUUCGAACCUAUGGGCGCCACGCCCUGCAGGCCCUGCUGGCCCUCGCCUUCUUACGUCCCCAAGCAGACAACAUCCGCUUGCUUCUGUCUGUGUCUCGCAUGGUGGGUGUGUGUCCUGCAAAAGCCGAGGGAGCCAGGGCCUAGUGGUUCCUCCGAAUGAUCCAACAUUGAGUCAGGCAGUUCAGAAAAUCACAAUGUCAGAGUGAAACACGCUCCCGUGAACCUAGUCGCUCCAGCGCCCAUCCCCAGUUCUUCUUACUGGCCAAGCAGACAGGAGGGGCCACGGCCCACGGCCCGCGGGGUGCCCGCAAGCUGGCCCUCCUGAGCACCAGGCGCUUGCCUCCGGGCGAUGGGAGCAGACUCCGAGAGCGCAAAUCCAGACUUGUGUUCCUCCCUGAUCGUGGUGGGAGGGGUCUAGUAUACAGACCAUGUACCAUUUAAUCCCAGUAACGCCCCAGCGUAGGGUCCCAGAUUCCCCCAGGUAUAAAAUGUAUACAGCUCUGCAUCAUCACAGAGGAAAAUCUCAUUUUAAGCCAGUCAACAGAUCAGCCAUUUUUACUGCAGUGUGAAGCGUCCUCCAGCAAGCUCUAGGCGCGCUGAGAAAAAGAAGUCUAAUCACUGUUUGUAUUUUUUUCCUUUGUGGGAACAUUUCACCUGCUGAGUGUAUAUGAAUUUGCUUUUUUAAAAAAGGCUUUUAUGGGUUUACAGUAGGGCCAGUGGAAAGGAGAGUUAAUAAGGGCUGUUUUUACAAAACAAACAAAAAGAAUAAUUUUAAAAAUACACUUCACAUUCCUUCCUAGUCUCUAACUACACUUGGGAAGUGCACUUUGGAUAAGUUUGCUGUGUGGCUGAGAGCUGAAGGAAAUCCAUAGACAAGGUCCUCUUAGUGAACAAAAUUUAGUUGUUAACUUUAUAGCUGUAAAAGUCCCAGGCGUUUGUUUCCUUCGGACCGGUUCCUCCGCAUCACGCUUGACCCUGCGACACGCGUACAGUAUGCACAUUUUGUUUUGAAAAAAUGUUUUGUUCCAGUCUGUUAAGAAUAUUAAAAAAUAAUAAAGGUAUUGCUUAAUAAAGUUGCUAGAAUUGUUUAGCAGUACAUGCACAAAUAUUUUACUAGAUUCUUUGUUUUACUAGUGUUUUGUUGAGACUGAAAACCCUGAAAUGGUCUGCAUAAAUACAAAA
Molecule: messenger RNA, 3869 nt
Organism: Psammomys obesus (fat sand rat)
Lineage: Eukaryota; Metazoa; Chordata; Mammalia; Rodentia; Muridae
Gene: Nalf1
Product: NALCN channel auxiliary factor 1
Exons: 3
Coding region: 700-2118 (472 amino acids)
Biological process (GO): calcium ion import across plasma membrane
Cellular component (GO): plasma membrane
Molecular function (GO): stretch-activated, monoatomic cation-selective, calcium channel activity
Source: RefSeq, a predicted model, not a curated record